Molecule: messenger RNA, 1774 nt
Organism: Centruroides sculpturatus (bark scorpion)
Lineage: Eukaryota; Metazoa; Arthropoda; Arachnida; Scorpiones; Buthidae
Product: amine oxidase [flavin-containing] B-like
Exons: 15
Coding region: 204-1760 (518 amino acids)
Molecular function (GO): oxidoreductase activity
Source: RefSeq, a predicted model, not a curated record
CCUUUGCGCAAUUUAGCAAUUAUGCCAAUUAAUGCGCUGUUCAUCCUGUAAUAAUUAGAUCUGUCGAGUAACAUAAAUCUAUUUUGUAAGCUUCUUAGUGGAAUUGAAGGACAUAGAGCAGUUAUAGUUUAAUGAUUAAAGCAUAACCCGACGUUUCUCAUUGAUUUUAUAGUUCUACGUAUCUUGGCGACAAUUCUUCCGUUAUGUCAAGGAGGACUGAUGUUAUUAUAAUUGGUGGUGGAUUAAGUGGUUUAUCUGCUGCAAAAUGGCUUCAUCAAUCGGAUAUAGCUGUCUUAGUAUUAGAAGCAAGAGAUCGUGUCGGUGGAAGAACUUUAACUAAAAAAAGUCCAGAUGUUGGUUACGUGGAUUUAGGAGGAUCAUACGUUGGCCCCACGCAAGAUCAUCUCUUUAGGUUAACAAAGGAAUUGUGUAUCGAUAAUUAUAAAAUAGAAGAGAACGAAGAUGUUGUAUAUUUUUCUCAAGGGAAGAGAUAUCUUCACAAAACCACUGGUUCUAUACCAUUUAGAAAUCCUUUUGUCCAUUUAGACAUUAAUAAUUUUACCAGGACUAUUGAUGAAAUGGGAAAAGAGGUUCCAGCAGAUGAACCGUGGAAGGCACCUCAUGCUGAAGAAUGGGAUACGAUGACUUACCAAACCUUUAUGGAUGAAACGUGUUAUACAGAACAAUGCCGGGCAGUAGCGAAAGCUUGUAUCGAAGAACCAUUAGCUUCCUCACCUUACGAAAGUUCAUUUUUAUGGAUGUUAUGGUUCACUAAAUUAUGCCAAGGAAUGAAAUCAAUGAUGAGUGUUACGAACGGAGGACAAGAACGAAAAUUUAUCGGUGGAAGUCAACAAAUAAGUGAACGUAUUGCAGAGCGUUUAGGGAAUUGCGUGUUGUUAAAUUCACCUGUCGUUGAAAUUACUCAAUCAGAAAAAGAAGUUACUGUAAAAACUCUGAAUGGAAAGACUUAUGAUGCAAAUUAUAUAAUUAUGGCAAUACCUCUACCGUUACAAAUGAAAAUACACUACAAUCCUCCUCUUUCCGCUCAUAGAAAUCAAUUAAUUCAAAGAUGCCCUAUGGGUUCAGUAAUGAAAUGCAUUUUAUACUAUCAAACUGAAUUCUGGAAAAAGCAUGGUUUCUGUGGUACAUCAUUAAUAGACGUUGACGAUGAAAAUCCUAUAUCUUCCACAUAUAAUGAUACCAAACCAGAUGGAAGUUAUCCUGCUAUUGUUGGAUUUGUCUUGGCUGAUCAAGUACGUAAAGUAGCACAUCUUACUCAAGAAGAAAGGAAAGAUAUAUUCAGAAAAUGCUUAUGUAAUGUCUUCGGACUAGAGGAAUUUUUAAAGCCAAUUCAUUAUGAAGAAUAUAAUUGGAUGUCAGAACAAUUUUCUGGUGGAUGUUUUACAGCCAUGUUUCCUCCUGGAUUUUUAACCAGAUAUGGAGAAUUUUUAAGAAAACCCGUAGGAAAAAUGUAUUUUGCUGGAACCGAAACAGCUACCACCUGGACAGGAUACAUGGAGGGUGCAAUAGAAGCGGGAGAAAGAGCAGCUAGAGAAGUGAUGCACGAUAUGGGAAUGCUAAAAAAGGAAGAAAUAUGGAGAAAAGAACCACCUACUAACGGCAUUGAGCUUGAUCCUUCGAGAACUACGUGGUUGGAAAGGAACAUGCCACCAAUUAAAACAAUUGUUUAUUUUUUGAAAAUUAUUUUAAUUCAAGUACUUAUCAUUGUGGUUUCCUUGUUGUUAACAAAUCUUAUUUGACUUUCUUAAAAAAA